Gigantopelta aegis is the source of this 1453-nucleotide messenger RNA. Its product is annotated as solute carrier family 43 member 3-like. The transcript has 6 exons. NCBI's taxonomy places the organism in Eukaryota, Metazoa, Mollusca, Gastropoda, Neomphalida, Peltospiridae. The record is from RefSeq and is a predicted model, not a curated record. The coding region runs from base 132 to 1448 and encodes 438 amino acids.
AAUUUCUGUAUUGUCACCAUGUUCUGUUUGAUAAGCACUACACUACAAUUUCAUCGUUUCUGUUCUAGAUCGCCUUUGAAAAUGGUAUCCGGCACCGAGAUUCGUUCCUGGUGCUGUGUGCCUUACAGGGUAUGAUUUUCAUCAGCACAUUUUUCUUCCUGCCCAGGAAGAUCAUUCACGAAGCAGAGUUCAUGAAAGACUUGAGUAUCAGGGUGAAAAUAGAUAGCGAGGUAUGUGAAGAAAAAAACAAAUCACAGGCGGACCAUGAUGGUAACAAGUCGCAGGUGGAUCAUGGAGUAACACGUGCUGAUGGUAACAAGUCGCAGGUGGAUCAUGGAGUAAAACGUGCUGAUGGUAACAAGUCGCAGGUGGAUCAUGGAGUAACACGUGCUGAUGGUAACAAGUCGCAGGUGGAUCAUGGAGUAACACGUGCUGAUGGUAACAAGUCACAGGUGGAUCAUGGAGUAACACGUGCUGAUGGUAACAAGUCGAAGGUGGAUCAUGGAGUAACACGUGCUGAUGGUAACAAGUCGCAGGUUGAUCAUGGAGUAACACGUGCUGAUGGUAACAACUCGCAAGUGGAUCAUGGAAUAACACGUGCUGAUGGUAACAAGUCACAGGUGGAUGAAGCACAACUGGCUAAUGGAAGUGAGUGUGCCAAGGACGUAUCAAUAACCAUGGACGAUGUGUCAAUAUCCAAACAUGUUGAACAAGUAAAAGACAAUCGCGGCAAUAAGGAGCAAAUGUCGUCUUCCUGCAGUAGGGACGGACAACGUUCACUCAAAAGUUGUCUGUUAUCAGCGCCGUUCAUCUUGCAUGUGUUGUGGAUGAGUGUCCUCAACCUCAGAGCCCUCUACUUCAUCCAGACCCUCAAUCCGUGGCUAAACGUCGUCUUCAACAACGACAAGAGUAAAGUGAGCUAUUACACGGACGCGUGGCUAUACACUAUGAUGGGAUCAAUCCUGACGUCUCUUCUAGCAGGCGCCAUUCACGACUGGCAGAAGAAGGUAUUUGCAAAAAGUUUGUCUGUUAAGCGCUGUCAGCGUAUGCCAUAUGUGCUGCCGUUGUCCCUGACAACCGUACUGGGCGUGUGUCUGUCUGUCCUGAUGUUUGUCCCUCUGUCCGAGAGUCUGUACGCGACGUUCAUCGAUUUCGUGUUGCUGCGGUCCUUCCUGUUCGCCAUGACGAUUUCCUUCCUCAGCUCCAUAUUCCCCACAGAAUACUACACCGUGCUUCUAGGUUGUCUUCUUAUAACAGUGGCUCUGUUUUCCACUCUCCAGUACGCUCUGUUUGAGUGGGUAAAGGUCACAAGUUAUGAUCAGGUCAAUCUGUUUCUGGUGUUUUUGGUGUGUGUCGCCUUUCUCCAUCCAGCCUACCAGUGGUACAAAAGUCGACAAGCAGAGUUCAAAGUCAAAAAACAGCAAACUCUAGAUGGCGAAAUUAAAUAAUAAAA